AUGUCCCCCUUUAUAAACGGAAACUCGAGCGAAAGCGAUGCUGCUACUGCCCCCACCCAGAAUGUCGACCCUGCCUUUGUGCGCGAGGCUGUCGACAAGGCCGGGAUCAAUGCCUUGCGCAUGGCCCUGUAUCAGGUCACGGGAGACCCCGACCUGGCCACGAUGAAGAUCCGCAAGCAGAAGAUUCGCGGUGGCGUCCUGUUUGACUACGUUCUCGGUGAAGACGACAUCCAGAUCGUCAAGGACAAGGCAGUCGACUUCCUGCUGAAAGGCGGCGUCUCCAAGGUUCCACCUCCACCGACCGUCGACGAGGCUCGCAAACUGAUGAAUCUCUUUGCCGGGUUGAUGAUCAAGGACUGGGACGUCCUUCCCGGGUAUGAGGAGCUGUCCUUUGACGAGUACCCGCGCGGCGUGGAGUGGAGCAAGAAACCGCCGUUGGAGAAGCUUGCUCGGCACAAGGUGGUGGUGAUUGGGGCCGGGCUGAGCGGCAUCGCGACGGCAAUCCAGCUCAAACGGCUCGGGAUCCCGUAUGUGCUGUACGAGCGGCAGGGCGGCGUCGGAGGGACCUGGCUUCUCAACUCGUAUCCGGAAUGCCGGGUCGACACGCUGAGCUACCUGUUCCAGUACAAGUUUGAAAAGAACUACCCUUGGUCGGAGUACUUUGCCUCUCGCCAGGAGACGCAGAAAUACCUGGAGUUUGUGGCCACCAAGUACGGAGUCAAGGAAGAUUUCCGAUUCCACCGCGAGGUCACGGCCGCGGUGUGGGACGAGGCCACCAGCACCUGGCAGCUGACGGUGCGAAACAAGGAGACGGGCCAGGACGAGUCGGUGGUGGCCAACUCGGUCAUCAGUGCCAGUGGGCUGUUCGCGACGCCCAAGAAGCCCGACAUUCCAGGCAUCGACAGCUUCCAAAAGCCCAUGUUCCACACGACGCAGUGGGACCACAGCGUCGACCUCAAAGACAAACGGGUCGCGGUGAUCGGCACGGGGUCGACCGGCACGCAGCUGACCCCGGGGCUCGCCGGGCAGGUCAAGAGCCUGGCGGUGUACCAGCGCACCCCGAACUGGAUUGUGGCAUACGAUGGGUACCGGGCGCAAGUGCAGGACCACAUGCAAUGGCUCUGCGACACGAUGCCGUACUAUUGGAACUGGUACUGUUACGCUGCCUACUUCCGCAGCCUGGACCUGGCGGCGCUGCAGGUGGUGGACCAUGACUACGAGGCGCAAGGGGGCUCGGUGAAUGCGAGGAACGAUGACGUGCGCAAUACACUGACCAACUUCAUCAAGGACAAGUUCCGCGACCGGCCGGAGCUGGUGCCCAAGCUGACGCCGAGCUACGCGCCGCUGGUCCGCCGGCUGGUGGUGGACAACGGAUUCUACGACGUGCUGAAGCAGCCGCACGUCGAGCUGGUGACGGAAGGGAUCGAGCGCAUCACGCACAAGGGCAUCGUGACGCGCGAUGGCAAGGAGCGCGAGUUUGACCUGAUUGUGCUGGGCGCCGGCUUCGAGGUGGGCAAGUACUUCUUCCCCAUCGACUACGUGGGCAAGGGCGGCGUGUCGCUGGAGUCGACCUGGAACAAGGACGGCGCCCGCUCCUACCUGGGCAUGGUGAUGCCGGGCUUCCCCAACCUGUUCAGCCUGUACGGGCCCAACCACCAGCCCCGCGGCGGCAGCCUGUACUCGUGGGCCGAGAUCUGGGCGCGGUACGCGGUCAAGGCGGUGGUGUGGAUGAUCGAGCACGAGGCCAAGAGCAUGGACGUCAAGCCCGCCGUCUACGACGACUACCAGGCUCGCCUCGACGCCCGCAACAGGACUCUGAUCUGGGAGUCGGCCGGCGCCGGCUACUACGUCAACGAAUUCGGCCGCCAGGCCGUCAACAUGCCCUGGACCACGUCGGAAUACCACGAGAUGGUCAUCACGCCCAACCCGGAUGACUUUGACGUGGAAUUUGCCGACCCGGAGCCUGACCCUGCACAGGCCCAUGCACAUUCAAGGGCCAAGGCAGUGAAAGCUGUGGGAGGUGGCGGCGACAGCAGGGACAGGAACACGGGAGAUAAAUUAGACAAUGAGAUGACGGUCGAUGAGCAUCCCGUCAUCUUGUGA
This is a messenger RNA of Capronia epimyces CBS 606.96, 2103 nucleotides long. RefSeq lists its product as uncharacterized. NCBI's taxonomy places the organism in Eukaryota, Fungi, Ascomycota, Eurotiomycetes, Chaetothyriales, Herpotrichiellaceae. The transcript has a single exon. The record is from RefSeq and is a predicted model, not a curated record. The coding region runs from base 1 to 2103 and encodes 700 amino acids. Gene Ontology annotation, molecular function: flavin adenine dinucleotide binding; N,N-dimethylaniline monooxygenase activity; NADP binding.